AUGAAGAGGUUCCUCCUGAUGGUUGCACUCUGUGGAGCAUUUUCCUGUGCUUUGCCCAUUGGCCAAGAAACAGAACGCAUUUCAGAAAAUGACAUUGAGUUUGCCAAGAAAUACAUGGAAAACUAUUAUCCUGAAUCAGAGUCAGUAACGCCUGACCCAAGAAGAAGUCGCAGAAGUACUGACCCUAGUGACAAACUUCGACAAAUGCAGGCAUUCUUUGGGCUGAAAGUGACCGGCAAUCUAGACCAGAGUACUUUAGACACCAUGAAGAAGCCCAGGUGUGGGGUUCCUGAUACAGAAAAAUUCAGCACUCAUAAAUGGGGAAAGAAAAACUUAAAAUACAGUAUUCGGAACUACACACCAGACAUGCAUCAGGCUGAUGUAGAUAAAGCAAUUGAGAGAGCUUGGAAAUUGUGGAGUGAUGUGACCCCCCUGACCUUUACGAGGGAUGAUAAAGGCCCUGCAGACAUAGAGAUCUCUUUUGUUGCUGGAUAUCAUCGUGAUAAUUUUCCAUUUGAUGGCCCUGGGAGUACACUGGCUCAUGCCUUUUAUCCUCGCUAUGGUGGAAAUGCCCAUUUUGAUGAGUCUGAAUAUUGGUCAAAGGAUUUGAAAGGAACCAACCUUUACCUUGUUGCUGCCCAUGAAUUUGGCCACUCACUGGGUCUUAAGCAUAUCAAUGUUUCGGGGUCUGUAAUGUAUCCAACGUACACAGGUUGGAACCUUGAAUCCUUCAGGCUUCUUAAGGUUGACAUAGAAAGAAUCCAGUACCUUUAUGGAGCCCCGCAAGAAAGCAAAGGUUCAUCGGGAAACUCCAUACAGGCACAAAAUAUUCUAGGAGGAGUAUCGUCCACAGACUUGUGUGACCCUCAUCUAACUUUUGAUGCUGUCACUACUCUCCGAGGGGAAUCCUUGUUCUUUAAAGACAGCUUCUUCUGGCGAAAGAAUUCCCCAAGUGCAGAGGCUGUAAAAACUCCGAUUUCUGAAUUCUGGCCAGCUUUGAGCAGUGGCGUAGAUGCUGCCUAUGAAGUUGAAGACGAAGAUACAGUAUUUCUUUUCAAAGGAGAUAAAUAUUGGGCUACUAAGGGAAAUAUCAUACAGCCUGGUUUCCCGAAAAAUAUCCACCACUUGGGCUUCCCCAGAACAGUUAAGAAAAUUGAUGCAGCUGCUUAUGACAAAAGCUCAAAGAAAACAUACUUCUUUUCGGGCAACAAGUACUGGAGAUACGAUGAAGCCAAGAAUUCCAUGGAGAAGGGCUAUCCAAGGACGAUAACAGCUGACUUCCAUACAAUUGGCCCCAAGGUGGAUGCUGCUUUUCUAGAUGAUGGACGUUUCUAUCUGUUCAAUGGCUCAAAUCAGUAUGAGUUUGACUACGGAACCAAAAGAUUUCUUGCAAUAAAGAAGAACAACAGCUGGUUCAACUGCCAGUGACACGGGAGUAAGAAAAAGUGGAGCAGCAAAGGACAUCAGAAGCCCUGUUUCACCGUGCAUCAAGCACCCACCAUUGCAUUAUUGGCAUUACACAGUCUAUCCACUGUUUCUGAGCC
Molecule: messenger RNA, 1544 nt
Organism: Elgaria multicarinata webbii
Lineage: Eukaryota; Metazoa; Chordata; Lepidosauria; Squamata; Anguidae
Product: stromelysin-1-like
Exons: 10
Coding region: 1-1428 (475 amino acids)
Biological process (GO): extracellular matrix organization; collagen catabolic process; proteolysis
Cellular component (GO): extracellular matrix
Molecular function (GO): metalloendopeptidase activity; zinc ion binding
Source: RefSeq, a predicted model, not a curated record